AAGGAGAACAUCGUUGCUCUGCCGCUGUCAUUGUUGAGCCACUGUUAUUCCACCAUCAAGACGAAGAGGGAUCUCAAGACAUUAACCGCUACUCAAAUUAAUCAGGAUGUCCCGAGAGCAGCAGGCGGUGGCUCGUGCCAGAAAAGCCUUUGAAACAGGAAGGUCCAAAUCUGUAGAGCACCGCAUCCGCCAGCUGAAGAACCUGCAGAGGUUAUUCACUGAGAAACAGAGUGUGAUUUCAGCUGCAGUCAAGAAAGAUCUCAAUAAGAGCGAAGCGGGGACACAGCUGUAUGAGACUCUGGGUCUGGAGGGGGAGCUCAACACGGCCAUCAAACAUCUGAAGGAGUGGGCGGCCCCUCGGCCCGUUGAGAAGAACCUGCUGACCAUCUCGGACACCGUCUACAUCAAACCAGAGCCGCUGGGCGUGGUGCUCAUCAUCGGAGCCUGGAACUAUCCCUGGGCCGUCACCAUCCAGCCGCUCAUAGGAGCCAUCGCCGCUGGUAAUGCAGCUGUGAUCAAGCCCUCCGAGGUGUGUGUUCACACUGCAAAGGUCAUGGAGGACCUGCUGCCACUCUACAUCGACAAAGAGCUUUACCCCGUAGUGACUGGAGGAGUUUCAGAGACCCAGGAGCUGCUGCGUCAGAGGUUUGAUCACAUCUUCUACACCGGAAACAGCGUGGUGGGCAAACUGAUCAUGGAGGCUGCUGCCAAAAACCUGACGCCUGUCACCCUGGAGCUGGGAGGAAAGAGCCCGUGCUACAUCGACAAGAACUGUGACUUAACCAUAGCCUGCAGGCGUGUUGCCUGGGGAAAGUACACUAACUGUGGUCAGACCUGCAUCGCACCAGACUACAUCCUGUGUGAGCCCAGCAUCCAGGACCGGGUCAUCGAGGAGGUCAAGAAGGCCAUAAAGGAGUUCUACACAGACAACCCAAAGACAUGUCCCGACUACGGACGCAUCAUCAACCAGCGCCACUUCAAGAGGAUCAUGAACAUGUUGGAAGGCAGCACUGUCGCUGCAGGAGGAGACAACGAGGAGUCUGACUGCUACAUAGCCCCCACAGUUCUGCGGGACGUGAAGCCAGAGGCGAAGGUGAUGCAGGAGGAGAUUUUCGGACCUCUGCUUCCCAUAUUGUCGGUCAGUGGCUUGGAUGAAGCAAUCAAGUUCAUCAACAAGGGAGAGAAACCGCUGGCCCUCUACUGCUUCUCAUCAGAUAACAAGGUGAUAAACAGAAUGACAGACGAGACAUCCAGCGGAGGAUUUCUGGCCAACGACUGUCUCGUACACUUUUCUGUAGGCUCUCUGCCUUUUGGAGGAGUCGGAAACAGCGGUAUGGGCUGCUACCACGGGAAGUACAGCUUCGACCAGCUGAGCCACCUGCGCAGCUGUCUUAUCAAAAAGCUGAACAUGGAGGGUGUGAACAGAAUGCGCUACCCCCCUCACACAUCCAAGAAACUGGGCUGGGCCCGCUUCUUCAUCCUGAACAGCGUGGACCUGGGCUGGGUUGGACGGAUGGCGCUCCUGGCCGUGAUGGCUGUGGUGGCUGCUGUCGUGCUGCAGUAUUAUCUCCUUUGAAGACCUCCCACUCCUUUCCAGACAACAAGUGUGCCUUUUAAAGAGAAGAGCAACGUGCAUUUCAAACCAUUUCAUCAAGGAGACUGAACCAAUCAGAUCAGCGUCUCACAGGACUGCUGUCUCAGGUUCAGGGUGUUGUGUUAUCCAGUGUCACCUAGCUCACUGCAGCAAGCAGCUUAUUUUAAUGAAGGUAAUUAUUUAUUCCCAUGAAUGCACACUUAAGUACUUUAAAAAAAUCAUUUCAACUUUUGAAUGUACAAUAUAAUGCUGUGAUUCAACUAAUUAAUGCUUUUAAAUGUAAAAUAGAAAUGCUGUGAUUUGGCUAAUGAAUGCUUUUAAAUGUGAAUAAUUACAGUUAUACACACAGGCAGAAUCAGAAUAAAGAAUGUUUUACUUAAGGGCCGAGAAAAUGAAGUAAGUUGAUAUUGCUGAAUAAUGAAGCUGUUUUUAACAUGUAGGAGUUACCUACAGUUCACAUUGUGUCCUCUCCAUUUCAAUGAUAGAUGAUCCAUUAACUAAACAUUCAGCCUGAAGGUACUUCUGUCCAGUGAAGGUUUGUUUUCCUCACAGUGACAGCAGAGAUGCAGAACAUUUGUCCAGACUUCCUGUAGUUGACAAACACCUGAAAUAAUCUAACACAAUUAUAUGAAGGAUGUCUUUAUGUCUUUUUUCUAAGAACACCAUAUGCCUGUAACAAAUUUAAAUGUGUAAAUUGUUUGUUAAAUUUUAAACAACUUGAUGUUC
Molecule: messenger RNA, 2320 nt
Organism: Trematomus bernacchii (emerald rockcod)
Lineage: Eukaryota; Metazoa; Chordata; Actinopteri; Perciformes; Nototheniidae
Gene: aldh3a2b
Product: aldehyde dehydrogenase 3 family, member A2b
Exons: 11
Coding region: 107-1576 (489 amino acids)
Biological process (GO): aldehyde metabolic process
Cellular component (GO): cytoplasm
Molecular function (GO): aldehyde dehydrogenase (NAD+) activity
Source: RefSeq, a predicted model, not a curated record